Messenger RNA from Prosopis cineraria, 1167 nucleotides. RefSeq lists its product as uncharacterized. The transcript has a single exon. Lineage: Eukaryota; Viridiplantae; Streptophyta; Magnoliopsida; Fabales; Fabaceae. The record is from RefSeq and is a predicted model, not a curated record. Bases 499 to 945 code for a protein of 148 amino acids.
AGUCAUUCUAGCUUCGGCAAUAUCUACAACAUACUCGCUGGUCUAUGCACCUCCAUGUGUUGUUGGAUUACGCAAAUUAUUAUAAUUACGUGUUAAUUAUUUUUUCCAAAGGAUUUGAUAUCUGAAUUAAAUAGUUAUAGUUUAAACUGUAUAUUAAACUAUUGUCAUCAACAAACUCUUCGGUCGAUUGGCAACCCAAUCAUGUUUUCUCAUGCUUUAUUACGAUCUGCUAAACGAUUAAUGGAGGAAUAUUUGGAAGCUCAGUGACAGACUGACAGUGAAGGAUGUUCAGAAAUGGCUUGUGGUCUUGGAUAAUUGUGAAGAUGUGAAGAUAGUUCCAGAAUUAGGGUAAGAUUAAGUACGCAAAAGAACCUGUAACGAAGGAAUCCGAUUGAGCAGAUAUUCCCCAAUUUUCCAUAUCUAUCUAUCCAUAAACCAUAGCAACCAAAACCGUUCUUCUUCUUCUCUCCUAUCUCGGAAUCGCAUCUUUUCCUUCCAAUGGAGAACACAACGUGGACGCAGAGACUUCACGCCCUAACUCACAUCCUCACGAGCCCCACGGCCACACCGACCCUACACUCUCAAUUCUUCCUCUCCGGCCAAAUUCCAUGUUACCUGAAUUGGGAUUACCCUCCAAUUCUUUGCCCUAAACCCUCGAUCCUUACCAGAUGGAGUCUCUCUCUUUUCCUUCGAAGGAUCUUUAGAUUGGGGCCUCCGAAGACCUCGUGGCGGUGCAAGUGCCCGUUUCAGCAACCUCCUCCAUUGGUGCUGGCCAAAGGAUUGGAGGAAGCGCAGUGGGGAGAGCAAGAGAGGCGGGAAUACGUCAGGAAGAGACUCGCCAGGAAGCGCCUUGUCAGAAAUGUUAACCCUGUGAUUCCGGUUCUGCUACCUAAUCUCUUCUUGCUGUCACUUCUUCUUUGGGAUCCAUUUCGUUCUUCAAAUUAACCACCAAUUUCUUCCUGAUACUAGAUUGAAUGCUCUGAGCAAAGUGAAAUAUGAGUUGUAUUCAUUAAUUAAUAGCGAUACAAUCUGUAUUCUUAAUUGAGUAGAGUAAUUCAUAUGUAGAUUAUGAAUGCUAGAAUUCAAAUUUUGCAAGUUUUAUUGGAAUUCACUGUCUGUGGUCUCACACAUGUAAUCAUAAAAUGCUGCGAAGCCGCAUUUAUAGCA